AUGGAAGCUGAAACUAGCGCUACUACUGUAGAGAAUAAUGCUGAAAGUAGUGAGAAUAAUGUUCAUGACUUGAGUUUUUUUGAAGAAAAAGAAGAGGAAGAAGAUGACAUUAUUUUGAAGAAGAGUAUCUCGAGUCACCAUUUGUUUGGAGUUUUGAUUCAAACCCACUUGAGCUGCUUCAAGGUGGGUUUAGGUGAACUUGGGGAGUUUGGCACAACAAAUGCAGCAAACGCCAAACCUACUUCUACUGACAAACCAUCCCUUCCAACCUCUUCUGAACUUGAUCGUUUUAUGGAAGCAUACUGCAUUACCCUUGGGAAGCUGAAAGAAGCCAUGGAGGCACCACUGCAAGAGAUAACAUGUUUCAUUGAUGCAAUGUACAUUCAACUGAAGGAGCUCUGCGAAACCCACACCAUUAAUAAUCCACAACCCAACCCUCCAACUUCUUAG
Molecule: messenger RNA, 450 nt
Organism: Mangifera indica (mango)
Lineage: Eukaryota; Viridiplantae; Streptophyta; Magnoliopsida; Sapindales; Anacardiaceae
Product: protein KNATM-like
Exons: 3
Coding region: 1-450 (149 amino acids)
Cellular component (GO): nucleus
Molecular function (GO): DNA binding
Source: RefSeq, a predicted model, not a curated record